AUGUCCGCGCUGUUUACACGAACACUAGCGCGGCGGCUCGUGUCAGCCCGCGCUCCAGCUCUGCGCUUUGCUCCAGCAGUCGGCACCCUCGGCAGGCGGAUAUCCACUCCACACCUCACCCACAACCUUCCCUCCCUCACGCGCAACUAUGCGCAGCCGGCAGGCUCGACUCGGGAUGCGAACGCAGCCAAGACGGCCGAGCUGCGUGACGAAAUCGUGAGCGAGAUCGAGGCUCUUGCGUCAAAGCUCUCCGCCCUCGGCCCAGAACAGGCCAGCACGCCAGGCUGGCUCCUCCCCCUAACCCGUGCCGAAACGGACUUUGUCAACAUGGGCCAAGUCCCUUGCCCGGAAGGAUGCGAAGUACUCGCCCUCCUCGACCUCAGUACCGGUCCGAAGGGUAUCGAACAUCCCGGCGUUGGACCGGACGGAAAGGGCGUGCACGUCCCCCUCUUUGCGCUGGUCGGGUCUACCGAUCCCACAGUCCCAUGUUAUCCCGUGGGCAACUUGUUUCGGGACACGGCGGAGGGUGUGAUGGGCAAGAUCCGUGUUGCCGUCGAUGCUCAGCGCCAGAGUGGCCCCGAGACUAUUGCGCGGGGUUUGACCGAUGCGGGUCGCGACAAGGACGCCGAACUGGUUGCACUCCUGGUCCCACCUGAUGGGAAGCGCGAUCUUGGGCUGCCCCUCGCACUUGCGCUGUUUCGCCUCGCCAUGGCCGAGGGAAACGGGUACACGGGCUGA
Molecule: messenger RNA, 738 nt
Organism: Cutaneotrichosporon cavernicola
Lineage: Eukaryota; Fungi; Basidiomycota; Tremellomycetes; Trichosporonales; Trichosporonaceae
Exons: 2
Coding region: 1-738 (245 amino acids)
Source: RefSeq, a predicted model, not a curated record